AUGAGUCGAAGGCCGACAUUAAUUGGUGACGAAUAUAAAAUACUGCUAAGAACGCUUAAUCCUCAUAUAACGUGUCCUUUAUGUAAAGGGUACUUUGUGGAAGCUACGACAGUUACUGAUUGUUUACAUACUUUCUGCAAGUCAUGCUUAUUAAAGCAUUUUGAAAAUGUCAACAACUGUUGCCCCAAAUGUAGUAACCUCAUCCAUCAGAGUCAUCCAUCCCACUAUGUGAGCUUUGAUCGUACAAUGCAAGAGUUGGUGUAUAAACUUGUACCCGGUGUGCAAAUACGAGAGGAAGAGAAUCAGAAUGCUUUUUUGCAAACGGUAAAAACGGAGGGUGAAAAUGGAUCUCUUGAAAAGUUAGAGAUUGAUGAAAAUACGGUUGACAGUAGUUCGGAAACAAGAGAAUGUUCUGGUGAUUUGAUGGGGAAGCAUCAUCGCAGUGAUGAGCAGGUUGCUGUGGAACUCUGCACUGAUAAGCUUUCCAAAUUCUCUGAUAUUGAAAUGCCUUACUUAAGACUAUCGGAGAUGGCAACCGUGAACACGAUUAAGCGGUAUUUGGCUAUGACAUUGUUUGGUGAUAUAAGUCGCUACAACGAUUUAGAUAUUUUCUGUAACAAUGAACUAAUGGGCAGAGAUUAUUCAAUGAAAUUUAUUGAAAAGACUAGAUGUCGAAACAAGCCAGAAGAUAUUCCAAUCAAAUUGCUAUUUAGAAAACAUAUCGAUUUUUGA
Cercopithifilaria johnstoni is the source of this 732-nucleotide messenger RNA. The record is from the annotation of a GenBank genome assembly. Lineage: Eukaryota; Metazoa; Nematoda; Chromadorea; Rhabditida; Onchocercidae.